CUGGUCGGGGUGGGGUGCUGCAGGAGCAGGUUUGGGAGGGGAGGGGGCUGGUCCCUGGGCACACAGGGCGCACGGGGCACACGGGGACCGGCACCCGGCGUGGUCGCUGCUCGUGGCCCCGGGAGCGGAGCCGGAGGUUGGCGAUCGGGGCGGCCAAGGCCAUCGCGGCUCUGCUGACGUGUGCUGGGAUCACCGCACGGGAGGAGCAAACACAACGUGCUGCACGUUUGUUUGGGCGGAUUCUUUGCUUUCCUCCUCUUUGAAGCUGGCCAACGCCGUCCAGGUGCUUCGAUGUCCCGUGUCCUGGUCCCAUGUCACUGGAGUCAGACACAUCUCACAGCAAAUAGACAGGAGUGGAGCCGGAUGGUGCUGGGGCUGCCGCUCCCGGGGCUGCGCGGAGCGCGAUGCUCGUGCUGCUCCGCGGCUGCUUGGAGGUAAAGGGCGUUUCUUUCUCCAUCUCCAGUGCCGGGAGAUCAUCGCCUGCAAGUGUCUCUGGGACCCAUUUCCUGCUGCAAACGGGCGCCCCAGCGCCCGCUGCCCACACGGCCGGUUCUGCAGCCGGCGCUGCCCCGGUGCCACCGCCGCGCUGUGCCGCAGGAUGUGGCCAGGCCGUGACACAGCCGGGUGACGCAGCCGGGUGACACGCGCUGCCGCCUCCUCCCUGCAACCGCGGCUGUGCCGCCAUCAAACGCCUCCCAGAGACACGUUUGCUGCUCUUUCUUCUAGUUUCUCACCCUCACCUGGGUUGCAGCAGUUUGAGCCAUUGAACCCCCCGCAGCCCGGGGGGUCUCACCGAUCCACACCAAAGUGAUCAUUCAGGUUUCUCCCGGCGUGCCCCAUGUCGUGGCCCGUGUCGUGCCCCGUGGCCCGUGUCGUGCCCCGUGGCCCGUGGUGUCGUGGCCCAUGUCGCGCGGUUCCCGCAGGAGCAGCCGCGCUGGGCACGUCGAGCCUGUUCUCGGUGGGCUGAAGAGGUUUGGGUUUUCCUCCGUGCUAUAAUUAAACAAGGAAACGAGAGGCCUUGGUUUAAACCUUUCUAAUCUUUCUCCGGAGCGCGGCCGCUGCUCAGCGCCGUGCAGCAUCUGUCCGAGUGGUGGCCGAGGAGGCUUGACCUUGGACUUGGGGUUUUCUGGCCGACCCUUGAGGAUGCUGUUUGCCUGUUUGAACAACGCUUGAUGUAAACCUAAGUAGGUUUCUGCUUGGUGAAAGGGAUUUGUUUGCUCGCUUUCCUACUAAAUUGUGGAAACUCUUUGUUUGCCGGAUGGGGAAAGGCAUCAGCUUUAGUUAUUUCUGUUACUUUAUGUAUUUCUCUGUCCAGCACAUGUGAAAUAACAUCUUUGGUACACGCAGCUUUGUGCCCUGAGCUUCCCUCAAAGAGCAGCUUGACACAAAUUGCACGAGGGGCUGGAAGUGGGAACAAAGGGGCUGUAAUUAGCGCAGAUAACCAGCGCGGUGCUGCUCGUCCGCAUCCGUUCAGGUCCCAGCUCGCCUCUCGCCCUCUCGGAGCCGAUUCCUCUCCACGGGCUGGCAGAGCAGGACGGGCUCCCCCUGCUCUCCCAGCUUUCAGCCGGUCGUGGGCGCACAGUGAGCUGACCUGGGAGUGAAACAGCGUGUUCCUGGUCCGUCUGCACCUGCACAAGGGGCUGCGGCUGCGCUUGAGCUGCUGUUAUUUCGGGAUAUUGUCUUUCCGGGCGCCUGAGCUGCAACUUCUUCUUUUUCUCGUUCCCCCGCCCUUGCUGUCUCGUCGUCGUUGCUGCGACAGCCGCGGCCCCGGCGGGUUCAGGCGCCGCGCUCAGAUCAGGAGCAGAUGAGCGGGGGGCGGUUUCUCUGAAGAUCAGAGUCGCCCCGGGAAGCCGCGUCUGUCAUCGCCACGGGCCUGGAACAGAAGGGAGAGAAGAAAAAUGUCCCAUGCGCUAAAGCAAGUGUUCAAUAAAGACAAAACCUUCCGGCCCAAGCGCAAGUUCGAGCCGGGGACUCAGCGGUUUGAGCUGCACAAGAAGGCUCAAGCCUCGCUCAACGCCGGCCUGGACCUGAAAGUCGCGGUGCAGCUGCCGCCGGGCGAGGAGCAGAACGACUGGGUGGCCGUGCACGUGGUGGACUUCUUCAACCGCAUCAACCUCAUCUACGGCACCAUCAGCGACUACUGCACCGAGCAGUCCUGCCCCGUCAUGUCCGGGGGGCCCAAGUACGAGUAUCGGUGGCAGGACGAGCACAAGUACCGCAGACCCACGGCCCUGUCUGCCCCGCAGUACAUGAACCUGCUGAUGGACUGGAUCGAGGUGCAGAUCAACAACGAGGACAUCUUCCCCACCAACGUCGGUACUCCCUUCCCCAAGAACUUUCUGCCGGUGGUGAAGAAGAUUCUCUCCAGGCUCUUCCGCGUCUUUGUCCACGUCUACAUCCACCACUUCGACCGCAUCACCCAGAUGGGCUCGGAAGCCCACGUCAACACCUGCUACAAGCACUUUUACUACUUUGUGAAAGAAUUCAAUCUCAUCGACACCAAGGAGCUGGAGCCGCUGAAGGAAAUGACCUCUCGGAUGUGCCACUGAGACGAGACCCUCCUGCUCCCACCUCGACGUGUCUCCGAGGCCGCCGAGUCCCCUCCUGCAUCAGAGACGCGAUUCACGGGGAGAACGAGAGACGUUUUGUUAAAGAAAUCUAUAUAUUUUUAACGAGUUUCAAUGUAAAACUGUGAUAUCGCAGGAAUAUUUUUUUAAAGAUGCUCUAGAUAACCUAGUUUUUUAUAGUAAUUUCUAUAAAAAAGAAGAAAAUAUUUUGGGCGGCUCGGUGGAGAUGCUGUUGGAGGAGGGGAGGGCCGCCCCGGCUGCUCGGCCCCGUCCCUCGGUGCAGCCGCGGAGCGAGCCGGACGCCUCGAUGGAGCCGAGCGGCUCGCGGUGCCGACCCCGGACACCCGUUCCCCCGCGAAGGAGGGUCCGUGGGGGCUGGGGAAGAGGUGCCGGUGUACGUGGAUCCCCUGGGUGCUGGUUGGUUCCGGCACCUCUUCCCCUGGCGGCGAGCCCAGUUUUCGGACAGAGCUGCAUUUCUGCUCGCCCUCCGCUUGGCCUCCUGGCCCCAAGGCUUGGCCCUCCUUGGUUUCCCUCUGCAAAGACUUGGACUUGGGUUUCUGUCGUGGUUAGGCCAGCACUGAUGGAGCCUGUGCUGGUGGGGACCUGCUCUUGGCUCUUGCAGCAGCGCUGAGCCGAGCCGCGCUGCUCCAGGACCAGCUCUGGUGCUGUCCCCACGGACAGGGAUCCGCACCGGCGGUAUGAGCCAAGCGGACCCGUUCCCGAUGGGACCGAGCAGAGGGACGGCGCCAGGCCAGGCGAGGGGAGUCUUCUCAGGCUCCUGCGCUUCCCCGUCUCCUCAUGGUACGUGACCCCGCCGAGGAGGAACCGGGCUGUUCAACCCGCCUCACCGCGUGGACCAUUUUCUGCUCCCCGCAAGGGUACGGAGCCUCCUCCCCUUCCCCACAGCUCGUUCCCGCUCACGUCUGGCACCGCGGUGUCUGAUGAGCCGGCGCCAUGCCCGCUGCCUGCGCCGCCGGCCCCGCGGGACGGGGGCUUUGAGCCCCCGGGGGGGGAUGGGUCUGCCCAGGGCUGGGGGAGCGGGGCCAAGAGAAAGGACCAAACUGCACCACCGACCGCUUCCUCCUCGCACAGUUCUGUGUCCUGGGGUCUCUGUACAUAUGUGACUCUCUGUUUCUUGUACUAUCGUUAGGACACUCGUUCAGAUACCACUAUAGUUCUCUGAAAUGGAACCAAUAAAUUAUGUUGUAUUGACAUAGCAA
Columba livia (rock pigeon) is the source of this 3787-nucleotide messenger RNA. It is a transcript of the gene MOB3A, whose product is annotated as MOB kinase activator 3A. Gene Ontology annotation, cellular component: cytoplasm. The transcript is spliced from 4 exons. NCBI's taxonomy places the organism in Eukaryota, Metazoa, Chordata, Aves, Columbiformes, Columbidae. Bases 1899 to 2549 code for a protein of 216 amino acids. The record is from RefSeq and is a predicted model, not a curated record.